Messenger RNA from Belonocnema kinseyi, 916 nucleotides. RefSeq names its product phosphoglycerate mutase 2 (gene Pglym78). The transcript is spliced from 3 exons. Bases 75 to 839 code for a protein of 254 amino acids. Gene Ontology annotation, biological process: glycolytic process. NCBI's taxonomy places the organism in Eukaryota, Metazoa, Arthropoda, Insecta, Hymenoptera, Cynipidae. The record is from RefSeq and is a predicted model, not a curated record. Gene Ontology annotation, molecular function: intramolecular phosphotransferase activity.
AGGCGCUUCACUUGACAUUCGCGAGCCUGUCUUACGUGACAUAACUUGGUUUUCUGAUUCUACUGAAUCGAAAAAUGUCGAAGUACAGGAUUGUGAUGGUUCGCCACGGCGAAAGCGAAUGGAAUCAGUUAAACUUAUUUUGCGGAUGGUAUGAUGCCGGUUUAUCCGAAAAAGGAAAGAGUGAAGCUCUGGCAGCAGGAAAGGCUUUGAAGGAGGCCGGAUUUAAAUUCGACUGCGCUCAUACUUCAGUACUGACUCGAGCCCAGGUGACGCUGCAAAGCAUCCUCAAGGAAAUCGGCCAGGAGAGCAUCCCAAUUCAUAAAACCUGGCGUCUGAACGAACGUCACUAUGGCGGUUUAACUGGCAUGAAUAAGGCUGAGACUGCAGCAAAAUAUGGAGAAGAGCAAGUGCAAAUCUGGAGGAGGUCUUUCGACACUCCACCACCACCGAUGGAACCAGGUCACAAAUAUUAUGAGAACAUUGUCAAGGAUCCCAGAUACGCCGACGGACCCAAGCCCGCAGAAUUCCCCAUGUUCGAGUCUCUCAAGCUCACGAUUGAGCGAACCUUGCCCUACUGGAAUGACACUAUUAUUCCACAACUCAAAGAAGGAAAGCAGAUCAUCAUAGCGGCUCACGGAAACAGCUUACGCGGAAUCGUCAAGCACCUUGAUCAGAUGAGCAACGACCAAAUCAUGUUACUCAAUUUACCUACUGGUAUUCCAUUUGUGUAUGAACUGGAUGAAAAUUUCAAACCAGUAGUUUCCAUGAAGUUCCUUGGAGAUGAGGAAACUGUCAAAGCAGCUAUAGCAGCCGUUGCUGCUCAGGGAAAAGCCAAAUAAAGUGUUUCACAAUCAUUUUACUGAAGAAUAGCAUCCUCUGUAUUUUAAAUUUGCUUUAUUUAUUUCUCGAUCUUAUG